CCCUGGCGAACCCGCCCGGGAACUCUGCGGGAGUCCCGGCUGCUCCGCUCCCAGAGACCUAGGAGUUGGGCCCGGCGUCCACCCCGGAGCUGCAAGAUGAUCCCCGUGGCCGAGUUCAAGCAAUUUGCGGAACAGCAGCCGGCGUUCAAGGUGCUCAAACCCUGGUGGGAUGUGCUGGCCGAGUACCUCACCAUAGCGAUGCUUAUGAUUGGGGUCUUUGGCUGUACCCUCCAGGUGACACAGGACAAGAUCAUCUGUCUGCCCAGUCAUGAACCCCGGGAGAACCUAUCAGAGGCUCCGUGCCGGCAACUAUUGCCUCGGGGGGUCUCCGAGCAGAUGGGAGGUCUCCAGCAGCUCAGCGGCCUCAAGAACAACCUGGACCUGCAGCAGUACAGCUUCAUCAACCAGCUGUGCUACGAGACCGCCCUCCACUGGUACGCCAAGUACUUUCCCUACCUCGUGGUCAUCCACACACUCAUCUUCAUGGUCUGCACCAGCUUCUGGUUCAAGUUCCCUGGCACCAGCUCCAAGAUCGAACACUUCAUCUCCAUCCUGGGCAAGUGUUUUGAUUCACCGUGGACCACACGGGCCUUGUCUGAGGUCUCUGGAGAGAACCACAAGGGCCCGGCUGCCGGACGGGCUGCAGCGACCGUGGUGACCACAGCAGGGACAGGGACAGGGAAGACAGGUGAGGGAGAGAAGGAAAAGGUGCUGGCAGAGCCUGAGAAGGUGGUGACUGAACCCCCUGCCGUCACCCUGCUGGACAAAAAGGAGGGCGAGCAGGCCAAAGCCCUGUUUGAGAAGGUCAAGAAAUUCCGGGUGCACGUGGAAGAGGGUGACAUCCUCUACACCAUGUACAUCCGGCAGACGGUGCUCAAAGUCUGCAAGUUCUUAGCCAUCCUGGUUUACAACCUGGUUUAUGUGGAGAAGAUCAGUUUUCUGGUGGCCUGUCGGGUGGAGACCUCAGAAGUCACCGGGUAUGCCAGCUUCUGCUGCAACCACACCAAGGCCCACCUCUUCUCCAAGCUGGCCUUCUGUUACAUCUCCUUCGUCUGCGUCUAUGGCAUCACCUGCCUGUACACCCUCUAUUGGCUGUUCCACCGGCCCCUCAAGGAGUACUCCUUCCGUUCUGUGCGGGAAGAGACAGGCAUGAACGACAUCCCUGACGUCAAGAACGACUUUGCCUUCAUGCUGCACCUCAUAGACCAGUAUGACUCGCUCUACUCCAAGCGCUUCGCUGUCUUCCUCUCAGAGGUCAGUGAGAGCCGCCUGAAGCAACUCAACCUCAACCACGAGUGGACACCUGAGAAGCUUCGGCAGAAGCUGCAGCGCAAUGCGUGGGGCCGGCUGGAGCUGGCCCUCUGCAUGCUCCCUGGGCUGCCAGACACUGUCUUCGAGCUCAGUGAGGUGGAGGCGCUCCGGCUGGAGGCCAUCUGUGAUAUCACCUUCCCCCCGGGCCUCUCGCAGCUGGUUCACCUUCAGGAGCUCAGCUUGCUCCACUCUCCUGCCCGGCUGCCCUUCUCCUCACAGAUCUUUCUGCGGGACCGCCUGAAGGUGAUCCGCGUCAAAUGCGAAGAGCUCCGCGAAGUGCCCCUUUGGGUGUUCGGGCUGCGUGGCUUGGAGGAGCUGCACCUAGAGGGACUGUUUCCUCCAGAGCUGGCUCGGGCUGCCACCCUUGAGAGCCUCCGGGAGCUGAAGCAGCUCAAAGUGUUGUCCCUACGCAGCAAUGCCGGGAAGGUGCCAGCCAGCGUGACUGAUGUGGCAGGGCACCUGCAGCGGCUCAGUCUGCACAAUGACGGGGCCCGCUUGCUUGCCCUCAACAGCCUCAAGAAGCUGGUGGUACUGCGGGAGCUGGAGCUGGUGGCCUGCGGGCUGGAGCGCAUCCCCCAUGCCAUCUUCAGCCUAGGUGCGCUGCAGGAGCUGGACCUCAAAGACAACCAUCUGCGGUCCAUCGAGGAGAUCCUUAGCUUCCAGCACUGUCGGAAGCUGGUCACACUCAGGCUGUGGCACAACCAGAUCGCCUAUAUCCCCGAGCAUGUGCGGAAGCUCAGGAGCCUUGAGCAGCUCUAUCUCAGCCACAAUAAGCUUGAGACCCUGCCGACUCAGCUCGGCCUGUGCUUUGGCCUCCGGUUGYUGGAUGUGUCGCACAAUGGGCUGCGUUCCCUGCCACCCGAGGUGGGUCUCCUCCAGAACCUGCAGCACCUGGCUCUCUCCUACAAUGCCCUCGAGGCCUUGCCAGAGGAGCUGUUCUUCUGCCGAAAGCUUCGGACAUUGCUUCUGGGUUACAACCACCUGAGCCACCUCUCACCCCACAUUGCUGCCCUCAGGGCCCUCAGCCGCCURGAGCUCAAGGGCAACCGUUUGGAGGCACUGCCAGAAGAACUCGGCAGCUGCACGGGACUCAAGAAGGCGGGACUGCUGGUGGAGGAUACCCUUUAUGAGGGUCUUCCUGCAGAGGUGCGGGAGAGGAUGGAGGAGGAAUGAAGACAGGGUGGAGAAGGUGAAGGUAGAGGCCUUUGGAUGCUUCUGCCCUAGCAGUGUCUUCCAUGAGAAAGGGCCACUGGGUCCAGCCAGGAGAGGAGAGGCAGACAUGUCAGCUUUGUGGGGUCCAGGAAAGAUCCUGGGACUGGUUUGUCUAGAGAGACACAGGAAGUUGUGGAUUUGGGGUGGAACCCCAUACAAAAGGAUUAACUCAAGAAUUCUCAGACAAAAGCCACACCUGUGUCUUUGGCUGGUUGGCAUGCCCUCCCUCUGGACAUUCCAGCUCAAUUAGUGUCACAUAUGGGAGUGGGGACACAUCCCGAUGGGAUUUCCAACCCUCCCACCACCAACAAGCAGCUUACAUCUGGGGUUCUCUCCCAAGGAGAGGAUACAGACACAAGGGACCAGCUCCCCAACCUCCACCCCAACUUUGAUGCUAAGUCUUUAUUUAUGAGUCCUUUGCUACAGACAUGUAUGUGUACCAAGAACAAUCGUCCUCCUAUCUGGUUAUGUGCCAAAAUCAACUGAGGGGCUAGGACAAAACAGAACAUCUCAGGCCCCACCCUUGAAAGACUCAUUCAGGAGCUUGGGUGGGGGCCAGGGACCUGCUAAUAAAUAAGCAUGCUAAGUAAUUAUGAUGCAGGUAGUCCUAAGCCUCUAUGAUGGAAACACUAACCUAAAGAAUAGCUACCGGAAUGUCUAGAUUCUGUGCCACUUUUAGAUUCUGGCCCUUUGAGAACCCAGUGAAAGCUGGGCACCUCCUUCCUUAGGAAAAAAACGCUCCUGUCACGCACAUGCAAAACUCUGCCAGCCACCUCAGGCAAUUGACAGUUCUCCCAGAGGACUAUUCAUGGACUUCCUAAGGUUGGCCAACACCUGCUGUGGAGUCUACAUUCUUCUGAGGACAGGCAAGGGCUUUAUUUUUGGAUGUUCCCUGAGU
Urocitellus parryii (Arctic ground squirrel) is the source of this 3421-nucleotide messenger RNA. RefSeq names its product leucine rich repeat containing 8 VRAC subunit E (gene Lrrc8e). Gene Ontology annotation, cellular component: cytoplasm. Gene Ontology annotation, molecular function: protein binding. The record is from RefSeq and is a predicted model, not a curated record. Lineage: Eukaryota; Metazoa; Chordata; Mammalia; Rodentia; Sciuridae.